UACGUGGGAUGUCUUGGAAUCAACACAUCGAUGAAAAGUCUGGAUUUUGACACCCGAUCUGCGAUCGCCAAAGAAUGCAUUAACAGAGUCUGCGAAUUGGGACGACUCAAGACACCCGACAAGAAGAGACGCCCAGAGAAGCGAAUCACAAGGAUGUUAGCCGACAAUCCAAAUAUGGAGUGUGCCGGCGCUGACGUGAAUCUAGUGAUUACCAGCGGUUACUUGCAUUUAACUGUCAUCGAAACUGGAGAAAAUAUCGCCAGACAUGAGAUGCCGAACAUAUCUUUUGCUUCAGGAGGCGAUGCCGAUACAUUGGAUUUUGUGGCUUACGUGGCGAAGGAUCACCGCUACGGCAGGGCUUGCUUUGUACUCGAAUGUGGCGGAGGUCUCGCUCAGGAUGACAGGCAGAGUCGUCUGAGCUCUGGAGGUGUGGACGCAAACCCGGGUCUCGCGGUUCCCAAACACGGCCGCAAAGAAUCGGAGGACGAGUUCGACCAAAGAUAUGUCAAUUACUUCAACCGCAAAGACAUCGAUGGCUGGGAAAUAAGGAAAGCGAUGAACGACAUGCAUGGCAUGGAUUUAGUGCCCGAACCCAAGAUCGUGAUCGCGGCGCUCAACGCGUGCCGUCGGGUCAACGAUCACGCCCUCUGUGUCCGCUAUUUAGAGGCCAUCAAAAUGAAGAGCAGUAGUCAUCCAGAGAUGUACGCCUAUGUGAUCCAAGAGGUGAGGCCAACGCUCGACGAGUUGGGCAUCAGUACACCCGAGGAGAUGGGAUACGGAGAGCCGGAGUUAGCGCUCGCCAACCCUUUCGAUAUGCAUUAA
Molecule: messenger RNA, 822 nt
Organism: Medioppia subpectinata
Lineage: Eukaryota; Metazoa; Arthropoda; Arachnida; Sarcoptiformes; Oppiidae
Source: the annotation of a GenBank genome assembly